Molecule: messenger RNA, 3756 nt
Organism: Caenorhabditis elegans
Lineage: Eukaryota; Metazoa; Nematoda; Chromadorea; Rhabditida; Rhabditidae
Gene: T21C9.6
Product: Phosphoenolpyruvate synthase
Exons: 14
Coding region: 6-3713 (1235 amino acids)
Molecular function (GO): kinase activity; phosphotransferase activity, paired acceptors; transferase activity, transferring phosphorus-containing groups
Source: RefSeq, marked reviewed
AACAAAUGUUGAUAUUCCUGUUUUUGCUGUUUCUUUCAGCUCCACUAUGCAAGUUUGUAUUGUAUCCAGUGAUAUACGCGUUCCUUAAAUGGAGACAUCCGGUCAAAAAGUUCACUGCUCCAACUGCAAAGAUUCGUGACAUUAUAAACCCUGAUAAAGAGGAAUGGGAACUGGAACAUAUUAAAAAUGAAGAAAUUCUAACAAUUAGCGGUUCUGGAGAAGAUAAUAGUUUUGUGUAUAUUCAAGUUAUAACAAAGAAUGAAAUUCAUUUUGCUCAUAUUCGAGUUUUCGAAAAAGGAAUUCUUUAUUCCGGAUCAUACAAAGCAGUAUUCUCCGAUAAUCGAACAAUUUCAUGUGGACCAUUGCUAAUUGAGCUUCGAAACCCAUUCCGUAAAUGGAGAAUUAAUUUCCGUGGAUACCUGAAUGAUGCUAAAGGCAACUCUCAUUUUGUUAUACUUUCGGGAUGGUGGAAAUGUGUGUCGAAUGCUAGAUUUUUCUAUUCAAAUGCUCUUUUGAAGUCAUUCAAUGAAAUUUACAAUGACAAACCAACUGCACUGAUUGAGAAUUUGAAAACUAUCGAAAAGUACCGAAAAGGAAAUGUGUUAAACCAAAUGGGUGAAUAUCACGCAGAAAUCAAAAUUGGGAAAGAUGAAGUUGUCGAACAUAGAUAUAGAGGACUUCGUCAUAGAAAUCCAUUAGACUUGGAGACAAGUUCUACACAUUUUCAUACAUACCUGAGCGAUGCAAAUGCAAUUUCCUAUCGUGUCAACUCUGUAGAUGAAAAGAAAUCAGUUAGUCACGGAGUGGGAUUCCGUUCAGAUCACAGUGCUCGUCCAAUAAUUAUUGAUAAUUCUCAUUCCCUUGAGUCAGAUAAUAUGCUUCCAGUUCAAUUCAAAUAUGUUUCACGUGGACUUCUCCCUCUUGAAAUGAGAAAAGGACGAAAAUUAUGUCAUUUCACGUUUAUUCGAGAAGACAACAAGGUUGUCGACGUUACUGCGUUAGAAGUUAAUUCUGCAAUUUUUACGGGAGUUGGAUUUGUGGUUAGAGUGAGAGAGGCAAUUCAUGAAGUUACAACUAAACUUCCCGAUAGUUUCCCGGAAUAUCAUGCAACUGAAUCAGAAAAGAUGAAAUCAGUAGUCUCAUUCAAUCACAGAGCAUGUCAGGAUAAAAUGUUAACUGGCGGAAAAGGUGCGAAUUUAGCAAGACUUCAAGCAAUCACCGAUGAUUUCCAUGUGCCUCCUGGAAUAGUUGUCACUACCGCAGCUUUCAACAAGCAUGUAAUUGCGAAUCCAAAUGUUUUAGAAGAAAUAAAACUUCUCGAUAUCAACGAUAAAAAUGCCGAGUAUUAUGAGGAUGUUGGUAAAAGAAUUGAAGGGCUUCUUUUCGAAAGUGAAGUGUCUCAAGAACUGCAAAAAGAAAUUAAGGAGUGGUUACCGCGUUCUGAAUACUAUGCAGUAAGAUCAUCUGCAGUUGGAGAAGAUGGAGCAGAUCUUUCAUCAGCUGGACAACUGGAAAGUUACUUGGAUGUGAUUGAAAUUGAUAUAGUUGAUAAACUGAAGCUGUGUUGGGGCUCUAAUUUUAGAAGAGAAGUAUUGAAUUACAGAAAAAACUACGGUCAGCAGCUUAAUCCGUCAAUGGCUGUAGUUAUUCAAGAAAUGGAUCGAAACGGAGUGGCUGGAGUUAUGUUCACCGCAAAUCCAGUAAAAUUAGAUCGUGGAGAAAUUGUGAUAAAUGCAUUGAAAGGAAGUGGGGAACAAAUUGUGAGCGGUGUGACGACACCAGAUGAGAUUUACGUAAAUCGAAUCCAUAAAACGGUGGUCAUAAAUAAAGUUGGCGUCGAUUGUUGCUUGGAUGACUAUCAGAUUGAGAAACUUACCAAAGUUGGAGAGUACUUGGAGAGAAUAUUUGGAAAACCUCAAGAUAUUGAAUUUGUUGUUAGAAAUCAAAUGGUUAAUAUUGUUCAAAGUCGAGAUAUUACUGGUUUGGAUAAGGAGACUCAAUUUGAAAUGUGCACAGAAUAUAAUUCGCCAAGUAUUCAUGACAAAGAAAUUCUAACAAAUGCAAAUGUUGGAGAAGUUCUUCCAGUUCCGGUUAAUGCCAUGGAAGCUCAUAAUUUAACUGGAAUGUUUGAUAAAGUCAUUGCAUCAAUGACAUUUCAAGAGCUCAAUGAUGUUGUGCCGGCACAUACUUCAAUCGGCUUUUCCGUUGCACACCGUAAAAUAUUUUUCAAUUUGGGAGAAGUUGUUCUUCGAAUUUGGGAACUGGUUGAAAAAGAUCGAAUUACUGAUAUAGUGAUUGCUGGAGAAACUCUUUUCAAUGCGGAAAUGUUCCAACAAGCAGCUCAUCAAUACGGAAAAGUUUCACCUUUCUUUCCGUUGAAGAGAAUGUUCAACAUGAUCAAGUUAAUAUAUUUUACAUCAAACAGUGUGAAGGCGAAAAUUGUCAAAAUCGACGAGGAAGCAAAGAAACUGGUGCCAAAUGAUAAAAUGACGAUUGAGAUAGUAUUCAAAAAAUAUGACGAGCUUGAGAAGUUGUGGUGUGAUGCAAGCCAUUGUCACACCAGUCUUUCAAUGUUCUCUUCUUUCACAUAUGUGCUAUGUGGAAUGCUUAUUCGUGGAAGUGACAAUGGACCUCUUUCCAAUGACAAUAUAUCCGAUUUUGCCAAUGUGUUCUCCAAUAACUCUCGUGGAGAUGUAAUCAGUGCUGACGUUCCAAAUUCUUUAAAGAAACUUGCAAAAACCAUUCGAGAAGAGAGUAUUGAUAAAGAAUUUUGUGCUGCAGAAGACGAUGAGGCUUUGAAAACACUUGAAAACGGAAAGAAAAGCUCUGACGAAUUGAGAAGAUUUCUAGAAUUGCAUGGACAUCGAGGGCCGAAAGAACUUUAUUUAGAUGCUACCACCUGGGAAGAGGACACCAAUUUAUUAGUUCAUACAAUUAAAAGUAUGUUGGCUUGCCCAGAAACGUCUGGGAAGACUAUUGAGAAUGAAGAUGAUAUUAUUGAUAACUUGAAAUGCAAGCCGACUGGUAUUAGAAGAAGACUUUUGAAAUAUUUCAUCGGUCAGACACACCGUGGAGUUUCAUUUAGAGAAACAGCAAAAAAUCAUUUAGUUUCCACGACACAUUCUCUUCGAAAGGCAUGCAGAAUGGUUGGAAAGAAGUUGUAUGAAAAAGGAUAUCUUCCUGAUCCAAAUCUUUGGAUGCACUUCUCAAUGGACGAACUUAAAGAAUUGAAUGCAACAAGAAGUGCAAAACUUGUUUCCAGAGCAAUCAGAAGAAAACAGAUUUCAUCGAAGUUUGAAGGUCUCCAAUUUCCACUUGUUUCUCAUGGAUACAUGAAUCCAAUUAAAAUAGAAAUCGCUGAAACUGAUGCAAAUAUUGGUAUCAUUCUUCGAGGAACUACAGUAUGCGAAGGAAAAGUUAGAGCCAGAGCAAGAGUUGCCAAAACAUUGGAAGAAGCAAAAGAGACAAAACCAGGAGAGAUUCUCAUUACAAAAUACACGGAUAUCUGUUGGUCUCCAUUUUUCCCAAUUAUCAGUGGAAUUGUCACCGAGAUUGGAGGACUACUCAGUCAUGGGGCUGUUGUUGCAAGAGAGUAUGGACUACCAAGUUUGAUUGCAGUUUCCAAUGCAACAUAUCACUUUAAAACUGGUGAUCUUGUUGAACUGGACUCUAUUUCUGGCACAAUUAGCCGACUGGACACUAAUCAGGAAUAAAUUUAUGUAAUCAAUUUUUUUCAAAUAAAACUGUUUUAUGUGA